Messenger RNA from Drosophila bipectinata, 446 nucleotides. RefSeq lists its product as uncharacterized. Lineage: Eukaryota; Metazoa; Arthropoda; Insecta; Diptera; Drosophilidae. The record is from RefSeq and is a predicted model, not a curated record.
CGAACCGCUUAGGGAAGCAGUAACUCCGUUUUAUAGACAAUGACGGUUAGCGAGAAUUUUACAGCGCCAGAAGUGUCCGAGGAGCAACGGGCUCAUAACAAUCUGAUGAUGGUCGUGGCGACCUUGACCUGGCUGCUGCUCAGCUUCAUAACCCUCCUGAUCUACUGCUGCAACUAUUGGCAGAUCCUGCGGCCGCACUGGCGCCGCCAACGCGAGGAGUUCGAGAUGCACCAGCAGAGCACUCUGCUGCGCGUCUCCGUUGACGAUUAGCCGGGAAACAAAGGGAACCUUUUGGAGGAGGAGGAACCAGCAGCUGUCGGCGAUCAGCCAGGGUCCUGACACUGGCCAUAUGCCUCGGUGCCAGCAGCUUCCAUUUCCAUUUUCCAUUUCCGCUUCCGCCAAGUUAAUUCCACACGACAACAGCCAAACAAAAGCGAAAAAAUAUC